Rana temporaria (common frog) is the source of this 1074-nucleotide messenger RNA. Its product is annotated as olfactory receptor 52K1-like. Bases 4 to 987 code for a protein of 327 amino acids. Gene Ontology annotation, cellular component: membrane. The transcript has a single exon. Lineage: Eukaryota; Metazoa; Chordata; Amphibia; Anura; Ranidae. Gene Ontology annotation, biological process: G protein-coupled receptor signaling pathway. The record is from RefSeq and is a predicted model, not a curated record. Gene Ontology annotation, molecular function: olfactory receptor activity.
AAAAUGGAACUCACCAACCUGCUGAGACUAAGUCCAGAUCAGAACAUCUCCCUUUCCUUCAGCGAGUUCAUCCUGUACCCAUUUCCUGGAGUAACCAAUCACAGACAGAUCCUGGUCCUCCCAUUCUUCUCCAUCUACAUCGCCAUUGUUGUCCUGAACUUUGUUAUUUCUUACACGGUGUGGUGGCAGAAGAGUCUGCACAACCCCAUGUAUGUUCUGAUUGCUCUUCUUCUGGCCCUAAAUAUCGUCGGCACCACCGCGGUGGUUCCCCUGAUGAUACAGAGCUUGUUGGGACAAAACAAGGUUCCCUUCUCAGGCUGUCUGUCCCAGAUGUUCUUCGUCUACUCUACUACCUUGUUCAAGUCCGUUGUGCUCCUGUUAAUGGCCUUUGACCGGUAUAUAGCGAUCUGUAGACCACUACGCUACCACAACAUUAUCAACCGGAGCUCUCUGAUCCAGGCGUGGAUGGUUGGGUUGGCUAGGAAUAGUCUUCUUGUGUUACUAGUUGUUUUUCUGGCGUCAAGAGCUCAGUACUGCAAAUCCAACAUCAUCCUGAACUUCGUCUGCGAAUACGGGGUCCUUCUCAGCUUGGCCUGCGGAGAAGUCUUCAAAAUCCAGAUGGUGGGUGUGAUGGUGAGGAUGGGGGUCACCUUAUCUGAUGUCACCAUUCUCUUGGUCUUCUAUGUGAAAGUUCUCAGGGUGGCCCUGAAGAUCGCAGCCAGUAGCGCGCGGGGCAAAGCCUUGAACACGUGUGGGAACCAUCUGCUUGUAGCUCUUACUGUUUAUUUAUGUGGGAUUUUGUCUUCCAUCUUCUACAAGGUAGAGGACUCCGUUUCGUAUGACUUUCAGAACCUCUCCAGUGCCAUCUACUUCCUGUUUCCGGCCAUAGCCAACCCAGUUAUUUAUGGGUUGAGGGUUACUGAAAUUAAAGACUGUUUGAUGAAGCCCUGGAAAAAGAAAUCUUCAGGAAGUUUAAAUAAUGUCUGAUGGGUACCAGGGCUUUUUUCUCAGAGAAUAGGUGCAGGUACUACCCCCUUUACAUCACCCCAUCCACCUCCUAGCACUGUGCUUUGU